This is a messenger RNA of Prorocentrum cordatum, 2379 nucleotides long. The record is from the annotation of a GenBank genome assembly. Lineage: Eukaryota; Dinophyceae; Prorocentrales; Prorocentraceae.
AUGUCCCUGGCGAGCCUGCGCGGAAGCGUCCGCCUCGAGGAGCCGGGCGUCGGGCAGUGGCGGCAGAGCGGGAGCCCGCAGCCGGCCGGGCCAGAAGGACAGCGGCAGCUCGCGACCGUCGGCCCCGCGCAGGCGCCUGUAGCGCGCGGCUCCACUUCCGUGUUCGACUGUCUGGACAACACGGGGGGGUCCUAUCAGGUGUUUCACAAGCAGCCGGUGGAGAUGACGACAUCGUUGCAGGCUGAGCCCACCGGGGUGUGGAUCCAGGGCAGGCGGAAUGAUCCCAACCAGUCCCUGGCAGACGCCAUCACCAGCGCGCCCAUCGCAGGCGCGCGGCGCGCCCACCGCGCUCCCACGGCGAGAAUCCUGGUGGAGCACGCCCCGCACGCGGACCAGGAUCCGCUGCUCGACGCCCUGCAGAAGUCGGCCGAGUUUGAGAAGGAGACUCGUUCGGAAUUGAGGAGUUCUCCGAGAAGGUCGUUGACCGCGCCCGCGCUGAGUGGGCCCAAGGCCACAGCCAGAGCGGUCACCGGCAGAGCCCCCCAGCAGCCCCUCCACGGCAGAGCGCUCCCCCGCGCCGCCGACGUCGCUGGUGGAGCCGACCUGUGCAUCGGCGGCGGCGCCGUCGGUGACGCGACCCAAGGGCUCCGCAAAGAGGCGCUGGCGCGGCGCGGAUGCAUCCGCGGUGCCGGCUUCACCGUUGCCGACGCGCACCGUGCCGGCGCCCGCGGGCACCCGCCGCCCGCCGCCCGGGCCGCCCGCCGGAGCCCGCAGCCGCACACCUGCCACCGCAGGUGGCCAGUACGCUUCGGGCCGCCCGCGGGCGGCUGCCGCCGCAGCUGCAGUCGGGCAGCGUGCCUGCGGGCCUCCCGCGAGCGACCCCCGCCGCGCUCGCUGCCCACCCCCGUCAACCGAGCGCACUUUGGGUGGUCUGUGGGCGCCCGCGCCCGCAGCCGCACCCGCAACGGGCGCCUGCCCCCGACGCCGUAUCCGCACCGCGCCCGCGCUAGCACCGUCACGCGCACCACCAUCAGCACCAUCAGCACCAUCUUCGACACAUGCGUCCACACCAGUGCCCACAUCAACAGUGUCCAGCGGUGCUCCGCCAGGCUGCCCGCGGUGCAUCGCAGCUUCCUCACACUGCUCUCUUGUGCGCCCGCUUUUGAGAGCGACUUCUAUUCGUACUUCGAGGCUGCAGCUGUCGCCGCCGCGCUGCCGCUCGGAAGAACCAUCCCGGAGCUGGGGGGCCGCAUGCUGGGCAUCAAAGGGCUAGCCUCGGCCUGCGCAUAUAAGGAUGCGGGCGCGCCGCCUCGUGUACCCGGGAAGCUCCCAGGCCCGCCCUGCAUCGUCGAGCCGAGAGUGGGCAGGAUGAGCCAAGUCCUGAUGAAGAGCUACACCUCCCAGUGUGACCUCUGGAGCCUGGGUGUCAUAGUCUUCAUCCUUCUCGUCGGCUACAUGCCCUUCAGCGGGAGCUCAGAGAGGGUCACCAUCGAUGCCAUUAAGACGGGGAAGUACGCCGUACGAAAGGACCGUUGGUCCAGGGUGACCCCGAUGGGAUUCGACUUUGUCAGGAACCUGCUCAAGGUGAACCCAGAGGAGCGCAUGACGGCCACCAGUGCCCUCGCGCACCCCUGGCUGACCACGAGGAGCGGCCUCGCAGAGCGCAGGUCGAGCGUGGACGAGAGCAUGGCGGACUCCCUGGUCGCCUUCGCGAACGAGUCGCGCUUCCGGCGCGCGUGCAUGCAGCUGAUGGCGUGGUCACUCACGGCCGAGGAGCGCGCCGAGGUGCGGGAGGCGUUCCUCGAGAUGGACAAGGACAAGACUGGCACCAUCAAGCUGUGGGAGUUGAAGCAGGUGCUCCUGGAGAGGUUCUCGAUGCCAGAGGACGAGUCGACAAAAGUGUUCAAGGCUCUCAGCAGCACCACCAACGACGAAGAGAUCCAUUACUCCGACUUCCUCGCCGCGAUGGUCGCGGGGCGCCUCCGGCUCCACGAGGAGCUGCUGGACGAUGUCUUCCGACGUUUCGACACGGACGGCACUGGGAAGAUCUCGCCAGAGAACCUCAAAGUGGUGCUCGGCGAGAAGACGCCGCUGGACGAGUUCAUGCGGGAGGCAGACACGGACCAGGACGGGUACAUCUCCUAUGCCGAGUUCAUCGCUUACCUCCGGACUGGAAAGGCGGACUCGGAGACGGACGCGCAGGUGCACAGGCUGAUCGAUUCCGAGCUCAACAAGUCACUCAAGUCACACGAAGUGCACGGGCGAAUAAGGAAGCGAGACCGCUUCAAGGGCUUCGUCAAGCACGUUUUCAGGGACGUGAAGGGGAACGUCAGAGAGUUCCAGUCUACCUUGUCAGGCUCCUCGCGGACACCUGGCUGA